CUUGUCAGAGCUGAACGGAGGUAAGGCGCGCUCUGCGCUUCCCGAGCCAAGAUGGAGCAGCAGGACGCAAUCAGACAGGAAGGCAAGCUGACACCCGUGCUCGCCCUAGCAACCCUGAUAGCUGCGUUUGGGUCAUCCUUCCAGUACGGGUACAAUGUGGCUGUAAUUAACUCCCCAGCUGAGCUCAUGAAGGAUUUUUAUAAUGAGACCUACUCUUCUCGAACCCAUGAGUACUUGAGCGAGUUCUCCUUGACAUGGCUGUGGUCUCUUUCCGUGUCCAUGUUCCCCUUCGGAGGCUUCCUCGGAUCCCUCAUGGUCGGGCCCUUGGUGAAUAGACUUGGCAGAAAGGGGACCCUGCUGUUCAACAACAUCUUCUCCAUAGUGCCUGCGAUCUUAAUGGGGUGCAGUGAUGUCGCCAGGUCGUUCGAGAUGAUCAUUGUGUCCAGACUUUUGGUGGGAAUUUGUGCAGGUCUGUCUUCCAACGUCGUUCCCAUGUACUUAGGGGAGCUGGCCCCUAAAAACAUGAGGGGGGCCUUGGGAGUGGUGCCCCAGCUCCUCAUCACUAUCGGCAUCCUCGUGGCCCAGAUCUUUGGCCUUCGGAGCCUCCUCGCAAACAAAGAAGGCUGGCCGGUGCUCCUGGGGCUCACGGGCAUCCCUGCAGCGCUGCAGCUCCUCCUCCUGCCCUUCUUCCCGGAGAGCCCCAGGUACCUGCUGACUCAGAGGAAAGACCCAGGAGCUGCCCGUCACGCGCUGCGGAGGCUGCGCGGCUGGGACCACGUGGACGCCGAGAUGGAGGAGAUCGAGCAGGAGGCGGAGGCCGAGAGGGCCGCGGGCAUCGUCUCCGUGCCGAAGCUGCUCCGCGUGAGGUCCCUGCGGUGGCAGGUCCUCUCCGUCAUCGUCCUCAUGGGCGGCCAGCAGCUGUCGGGGGUGAACGCGAUCUACUACUACGCAGACCAGAUCUACCUGAGGGCUGGGGUGGGGACACAAGAUGUCCAGUACGUGACGGUGGGCACGGGGGCCGUCAACGUGCUGAUGACCUGCUGCGCUGUGUUCGUGGUGGAGCUCCUGGGGAGGAGAGCCCUGCUCCUCCUGGGCUUCUCCGUCUGCUUCAUCGCCUGCUGUGUGCUGACCGCCGCCCUGGCCCUGCAGGACAUGGUAACCGGGAUGUCCUAUGUCAGCAUUACCUGUGUCAUCGCCUACGUCAUAGGACACGCCCUGGGGCCCAGCCCCAUCCCCGCGCUGCUCAUCACCGAGAUCUUCCUGCAGUCCCCCCGGCCAGCCGCCUACAUGGUGGGGGGCAGCGUCCACUGGCUCUCCAACUUCGCCGUGGGCUUGGUCUUCCCAUUCAUUCAGGUGGGCCUCGGGGCUUACAGCUUCAUCAUUUUUGCCGCCAUAUGCCUUCUUACCACCAUCUACACCUUCCUGGUGGUCCCUGAGACCAAGGGCAAGACCUUCAUGGAGAUCAAUCAUAUCUUCACCAAGAGGAACAAGGUGCCGGAUGUGGACCCAGUAAAGGAGGAGCUGAAGGACUAUCCGCCCACCGCGCUGGGGCAGUGACCCAAGAGCAGGAGCCUGCUGAGCAGGUCUGCACGGAGCUGCCCUGCUGGGAUUCUUCCUGGCCAGCAGUUGUCUGUGAAUAUCCAGAACUAGGACAUGUCCAGUGCGGAAAGCAGGCCCCGCUGGGACUGGCCGGAGCACCGCUGUGCAGUUCUGAAAGCCAGGCUGUGUCUCUCCGGACUGUCACACCAGCGGCCCCGGGUCACCGCGAGAACUGCUGCUCAGCCGCACUGGGUCCACCACUGCGUGGCUCCUGGUAACACCAGCUCUUACAGUGAACAUCAUUACUAAGGUGGCGAGAUGGAAGGAAUCAAAUUUGGCCAGAGAAACAAACUCCUCUCCAAUCUCUCGGGUCUUCAGACAGAGACCUUGGACCUCUGUUCUGAGCAGAAUUAGUCCUCUUGUCAGAGCCGUCUCCAGAAAGGCCAGCCUUGGAAAGUGUGAUGCCACAAAGAAUGAUGUCUAGGAAGCUGGGGAAAAGGUCCUGAGUCAGGGAUGAUUGAUCCUAAAUUACAUUGUUAGAAGACAGUGGAGUUGCCUCUGUAUACGCAUUAAAACAAGUAUGAUCACUUUUUACCAAGAUGCGCUGCUUUUCUGUGUGCAAGUGGAAGGCAGGGGGCAUUCCCUGCUCAUUCAAGAAGUUUACGCUAGGCUGUCAGCCCCUUGAGGGCAUGGGUGGGGCCAGUGUUUUUCAUCCUGGGAUUCCAGUCCCCCUGCCUAGAGCAGGGCCUGGCCUGGAGCAGGCACACAGACAAUAUUUGCUGAAAGAAGGGGAGGAGUGAAGGGUGAGGUGGCUGCAAAGUUGUGAUUUUUAACAGUAAAGAUUGGGGAAGCCUCUGCACAGUGAACCCCGAGGUACACAGUGAACGCUGAGGGCUCCUGGGGUGGAGAGUCCUGGGUCCCUCUCCAUCUAUAGCCAAGCUACAGGCUCUUCUUAGACUUGUGUGUGCAUGAAAAGGGUGUGUUCCAAAGGGUAGAGAAGACUUUGAGGCAUGGGAAAGGGGAGGCUGCCUGCUGAGGAGCCUCUGGCAGGAUGGGAAUUCUCCUGCAAGUUUGGGAGACAGAGGCCAGGGACCAGGCAAAACAGAGGGGAGAGUGGUAGCAGCUGUUGUCAGGGUGGAACGGGCAUUCCACAGGUGAUGAGUUAGAGGACCUGCAAGAGUAAGAAGGCCCAGGCAAGUAAACAUCGCAAUCCACCAUUGAACUAUCCUUGACCUGCAGCAGGGACGCGCAGUGUGAAGGGGACACAGAAAACAGCCACAGACGGAACCUGUCAAGGCUGAGAAGUGGGAAGGCUGGAAUGUCAGAAGUCAAGGGACUGCGGUGUUUGGUCUGAAAGUGAAGCCAGGAAGGUGUGGGACACUGACUGAGAUCCUUUGGGUCCUCGUGAGCCAAACUGAUCUGAACUUUGUCCGCAAGAGGAGCGCAUGGGACGUGCAAAAAGAUGCCUAGAAGGAGAUUGGCCAUAGGGAUCUGGAGCUUAGGAGAGCUGGGAUGUAGAUUUGGGGAAACAACGCGUAUUUGCUGAGCACCUACUGUGUUCCAGGCACUGGGCUUCAGCAAUGAAGAAAACCAUGCGGAGUGUGAGGUAUGGUAAAGGAAAAUAGAAUAGCAUAAGGGGUGACAGAUGGGGGCCUGUUGUUUUUGAGGGAAGGACAGGAGGAUCUCCAGAAUGAGGAAGAGAGCCCGUCAGGAGGGAAGCUACACAAGCAUGGGCCCAGGGGAGAGCAGGUGCAGAUGUCUCGAGGUGAGGGGCCUGGUCCUGUCCAGGAAGUGAGGAGAGGCCGGUGGAGCUACGGCAGAAAGGGGAGAGGAAGGUCAGGCUGUGCAGUCUUAGUGGGCCACCGGGGAUUUGGGAUUUCACUCCAGCUGUGACAGGAAGCCACUGGCUGACUUGAGCCAGGGUGUCUGAGUCUGAUUUGCAACAGGAAGAGCCCUUCCAGCUCUCUAGAGAAGACAGAUCCUCUCCAAAAGACCCACAAACAGGUUAAUGCCCCAACUUUGCCUAAGAUUGCCCUGGGCUGCAGACUGGGUGGACGAAAGGUGAGUGGUGAAGUACCAUCAAAUAAGGGACACAGGUGCCACUAAAGACCCAGCUGCCAGCUCUGCUGUUUGCUGGGACCACAGAAGGAGGUGUCCAUCAGUUCAAGGACUCAGUGAUCUCAAGGAGAGCAGUUAGAAGAGAAUGAGGGCAGAAGGGAGACCUCCAGAGCAAGGGUGACAUCAAGGCAGAGAUGAAGUUUUAUAACCAAAAUGUAUUCUUAUUUCCUCCUUCCUCCCCUCACAGUUCCUGUUUGAGUAUGUGUUUUAUCCCAUAACAUGUAAAUGUAUAGAACUUGCAAAAAAUAAAUGUACAUAU
Molecule: messenger RNA, 3916 nt
Organism: Manis javanica (Malayan pangolin)
Lineage: Eukaryota; Metazoa; Chordata; Mammalia; Pholidota; Manidae
Product: solute carrier family 2, facilitated glucose transporter member 5
Biological process (GO): fructose transmembrane transport; dehydroascorbic acid transport
Cellular component (GO): plasma membrane
Molecular function (GO): D-glucose transmembrane transporter activity; fructose transmembrane transporter activity
Source: RefSeq, a predicted model, not a curated record